Molecule: messenger RNA, 1917 nt
Organism: Syzygium oleosum
Lineage: Eukaryota; Viridiplantae; Streptophyta; Magnoliopsida; Myrtales; Myrtaceae
Product: glucose-6-phosphate/phosphate translocator 2, chloroplastic
Exons: 5
Coding region: 381-1571 (396 amino acids)
Biological process (GO): transmembrane transport
Cellular component (GO): Golgi apparatus; membrane
Molecular function (GO): triose-phosphate transmembrane transporter activity; phosphoglycerate transmembrane transporter activity; antiporter activity
Source: RefSeq, a predicted model, not a curated record
UCUUCCCUUACACCGACUCACGACUCACUUCCCUAGGAAGAAGGACCACAUUCCCUAGAACUCCUUCCUUCCUCGAAACUCUACACUCUUCGUUAGAUUCACGCAUAGAUUUGCAGCUCUCUCUCUCUCUCUCUCUCUCUCUCUCUCUCUCUCCUAUCUUGCCAACUUUUCUCCGCCACCCGAGAAGCAAUCCCAGCUCCUGUCCAUCUUGAAGCAACCGCCACCGAAGUUCUUCGCUCUCCGGGGCUCCCAAGAACAAGCCAAGCUAAGGGAGCUCGUUGGCAGAUUCGUUUUCCUUUUCUUGAUUUCUCUCUGCUCUGCUCUGCUCUGCUUCUUUAAAUUUUCUCGAGUUUGGCAAGCGCACGAAACCAGCGCCCACCAUGAUCUCUUCAGUGCGGCAUGCAGCUUCGCCCUUCGCGUCCUCCGGUUUCUUGACCCAGAGACGCUCGGUUGCCAAGCCUCAGUUUUCGCCGAUGCCCAUCAUUAGAAAUGAGCGGCUGAGCCUGAACCAUUCGGUCUCUCCCCAGAAACCCGUGUACAUCUCCUCAAUCGAGACGUUCUCGCCAUUGGCGGCGAAACCCCAGAAGCGCAAGGUCGAGUGCAAUGCCUACGAAGCUGCCGAUAGGCCGCUUGAGAUCAACAUCGACCUCCCUGAUGAGCCGGCCCGGGCUGAGGCCGCUCAGCGGAUCAAGAUUGGUUUGUACUUUGCGACUUGGUGGGCUCUGAAUGUGGUGUUCAAUAUAUACAACAAGAAGGUUCUGAAUGCGUUCCCUUAUCCGUGGCUCACGUCCACGCUCUCGCUCGCUGCUGGUUCUUUGAUGAUGCUGAUUUCUUGGGCGACUAAAGUCGCCGAGACCCCAAAGGUUGAUCUUGAGUUUUGGAAGAUGCUAUUGCCGGUGACUGUGGCUCACACAAUUGGGCAUGUAGCAGCAACUGUGAGCAUGUCAAAAGUUGCAGUGUCCUUCACUCACAUCAUCAAGAGUGGAGAGCCUGCUUUCAGUGUCUUGGUCUCGAGGUUCUUGUUGGGGGACACAUUCCCAUUUUCAGUAUAUUUGUCUCUGUUGCCAAUCAUUGGAGGAUGUGCUCUUGCUGCCGUGACUGAGCUCAAUUUCAACAUGAUUGGAUUUAUGGGGGCUAUGAUCUCGAACUUGGCAUUUGUGUUUCGAAACAUCUUCUCGAAGAAAGGCAUGAAGGGGAAGUCGGUUAGCGGGAUGAACUAUUAUGCCUGUCUUUCUAUGUUGUCCCUUUUGAUCCUCACACCUUUUGCAAUUGCCGUGGAAGGCCCUCAGAUGUGGGCUGCUGGUUGGCAACAGGCCGUCUCACAGAUUGGACCCAAUUUUGUCUGGUGGGUCGUGGCCCAAAGUGUCUUCUACCACUUGUAUAACCAAGUUUCAUAUAUGUCCCUCGAUCAAAUCUCUCCCUUGACCUUUAGCAUCGGUAACACGAUGAAGCGGAUUUCCGUGAUCGUUUCGUCCAUCAUUAUCUUCCAUACGCCUGUCCAGCCUAUCAAUGCCCUUGGAGCUGCCAUUGCGAUACUGGGGACCUUCCUCUACUCUCAGGCUAAGCAAUGAAGGGGUGCAGAGAGACUUCGCAGUUACCACUCAGUAUAGACUGAGAAAACUACCGAGAGCAAAGGUGAAAUCAUACAAGUUGGAAGAGUUAGCAGCUACUGAUGGAUUUGACCAUCAUCUGAGAGUUACUGACUUGUGCCACUCCGAUAACCAAGCAUGCCCUCCUAAUGUGUCGAAAUAUCGUCCGCGAUCUUGUCUUAGUAGAUAAUUAGCCAGAGAAAAUAGUUUCCAUUUCCAUGUCUUUAAGAGCUGUACAGCUAUGAGUGAAAUAAAGUGUACGCGGAUGUCGAUUCCCAGUAUGAAAUUAGUAUGAUCGGUUUAUGUCCUCAACUUCAUGAUCUCUCAA